Molecule: messenger RNA, 438 nt
Organism: Alternaria arborescens
Lineage: Eukaryota; Fungi; Ascomycota; Dothideomycetes; Pleosporales; Pleosporaceae
Exons: 1
Coding region: 1-438 (145 amino acids)
Source: RefSeq, a predicted model, not a curated record
AUGCGGCUGCUAUACACUACUGGCGAGGGGAGGCUCGAAUGGACCGAUGACUUGAUCGGAGACAAGAUUCCCUCAUAUGCGAUCCUGUCACACACCUGGGGUGGGCAGGAGGCAACCUUUAAAGACCUUCGGCACUAUAGCAGUAUAGAGGAAGUUGAUGCGAAAGUCAAGGAGGGCUAUCAAAAGAUAUUCUUCUGCGCUCAGCAAGCCAAGCGCAAUGGGCUGGAUUAUUUUUGGGUAGACACCUGCUGCAUCGACAAGACGAACAGCCAAGAACUUCAGGAAGCGAUCAACUCUAUGUUCCGCUGGUAUCAAAACGCAAAGAAGUGCUACGUAUACCUUCUAGACGUUGAGUGCAACACCCCUGAUGCGGAUAGUGAAUCAAGCCGGAGGUGGAAGCCGGCCUUCAGGAAGAGCAAGUGGUUCACUAGAGGCUAG